Molecule: messenger RNA, 237 nt
Organism: Echinostoma caproni
Lineage: Eukaryota; Metazoa; Platyhelminthes; Trematoda; Plagiorchiida; Echinostomatidae
Source: the annotation of a GenBank genome assembly
GCCCGACGGUUUGAAGAUGCGUCAACUGACAGCAAACGAAAAUUGGCCCGAUCACCAGGGGACUGGGCAAUGCCAUUCAAACGGCGUCCUCCCACUACACCAGCCACAGCGAAUCGGCUUAUUUCCAGACAUUUGGGUUUAAAGACGCUUCAAAAUUCGGAAAAAAGCGCCCAGGAGGCUCGUGAUCGACAACUAUUAGAAGAAGCCCGUGGUAAGAAGAAUUAUUGUAUUUCAUAG